UUCUGUGCCAGCAAACCAAAAACUAAGUUGUUUAUCCUGCUUUCCAAGAAAUCAUAAAGAGGGAGAAAGAGAAAAUAGCCAAAUUCCCAAACAGGUCACUUUCAGUAGGCAUGAAAAUGCCUCUGCUUUAAGGCUUACAAGAGAGGUAACCUAAGUAACCAUGUCGGUCCAUCUGGUUUGUUUUUUUUUUUAUCAUUAUUGUUUCCCUAUUCCCGGUGCAGAAGAAGCAACUUUAAAAUGACCAUUCAGCUUUUUGCUCUUUGUUUCUGCUUUCUUUAGCCCUCCUCUCCCUAUAAAACCAAACUUCUCUGUUCUACUCUUCAAUACAUGCAUUUUAUUUUAAGGGAUUAGGUGUUGUCAAACUCUAGAAUUACAAAUAAAGCCGACAUAAAGUUUACGCUACAUUUGCUGUAAUUUCGUCUUUUGACAAAUCCUUCGAGCUGGUGUUGCGUAACAGGAAGCCAGGAACUGGCCACAAGAAAAGGAACUCAGCUGCUGGUGUGGGAAGAUGGAAACCGACUUCUCCAUCCCUCUGAAUGAAUCUGAGAAGGUGCUCCCUGAGCCUGAUGGCUACACCAUUCUGUGGAUCUUCUCAUUGCUACUCCACGGAGUCAGCUUUGUCUUCGGGGUCCUGGGCAAUGGGUUUGUGCUCUGGGUGGCUGGAUUCCGGAUGCAACGCACAGUCAGCACCGUCUGUUACCUGAACCUGGCCCUAGCUGACUUCUCUUUCAGUGCCAUCCUGCCAUUCCGCAUGGUCUCAGUCGCCAUGGGAGAAAAGUGGCCUUUUGGCCAGUUCCUAUGUAAGUUAGUUCACGUCAUGGCAGACAUCAACCUUUAUGUCAGUGUCUACCUGAUCACUGUCAUUGCUCUGGACCGCUGUAUUUGUGUCCUGCAUCCAGUCUGGGCCAUGAACCACCGCACCAUGAGUCUGGCCAAGAGAGUGAUCAUGGGACUCUGGAUUGUCGCCAUAGUCUUCACCUUACCAAAUUUCAUCUUCUGGACUACAAGUACUGAGAAUGGGGACACAUACUGUAUCUUUAACAUGGCAUUCUGGUUUGACACUGUUGCAGAGAAUCUGAACGUGUUCAUUACCAUGGUCAAGGUCUACGUGAUCCUCCACUUCAUUAUCGGCUUCAGCAUCCCCAUGUCCAUCAUCACAGUCUGCUAUGGGAUCAUCGCCGCCAAAAUUCACAGGAAGCGUAUGAUUAAAUCCAGCCGUCCCUUACGGGUCCUCACUGCUGUGGUGGCUUCUUUCUUCAUCUGUUGGUUCCCUUCUGAACUAAUUGGCAUUCUGAUAGCAGUCUGGCUCAAAGAGAUACUGUUCAAUGGCAAAUACAAAAUCAUUGUUGCCCUGGUUAACCCAGCAAGUUCCUUGGCCUAUUUUAACAGCUGUCUCAACCCAAUUCUCUACGUCUUCAUGGGUCGUAACGUCCAAGAAAGACUGAUUCACUCCUUGCCCACUACUUUGGAGAGGGCCCUGAGUGAGGGCCCCGACUUAGACAAGAGCAGCAACAGCAACGCCAAUCCCGCUUCACCUCCUGAGGAGACAGAGUUACAAGCAGUGUGAGGUGGGGGGUACUUUUGAGCUCUCUUUCUACCCUGCGUUUCUUCUACUCUCAUACCACCACCACAAUCAUCAACAUAAGAGAAGACAAAUGUGUAGGAGGUUUUCCCCACAACCAAGCAGUAGACACCAGCUGGUUGUACAAUUAAAUUCCAACACUAUCUACCUGGAGCUAGUAUCCGAUCCCACAGGUGUAAGGGCUCAUUCCAAAAGGCUGCUCCUCCAGUUGAGACACAAGUCACAAAUCCAGGCUUCUGAAAUUUCUGACCAACCGGCUUCAAUUUGGGGUUCCCACCACCCCCUCUUCAGGGAUAGCGCGGCUCAUGGAACUCAGCAAAACAUUUAUUUAAGCUUGCUGAUUUAUUAUACAAGAUACUACAAAGAAUCCGGGUGAAGAGGCACACAGGGCAAGGGAUGGGAGAAGGGAUAUACAGGUUCCAUGCCCUCCCUGAGUGCACCACCCUCCAGGAACCUCCAUGUGUUCACCUAUCAUGAAGUUCUCCAAAUCCAGUCCUCUUGGGUUUUUAUGGAAGCUUCAUGAUGUCAGCAUUCUUUCCCCCAGUGCACAGUAUGAGACCCUCUCUGGGGAGAGUCUUAAGACCCAGAAUUAGAAAGGUAGGGGAAGAUUCGAGUCCUGAUUUGGGGUAGAUGAAGGAGAGGAGAGAGAUUCUGUUUCCUGAGGCCUAACAUACCCAACAUUAUAACAUAGGACUGUAGCAAAAGCUAUGGUAGUUAUGAAGCAGAAACCACAGGCUACAACCAACGUACAUUUUAGUAACAGAUACCCUAACCCCAGUCCUAACUUCAUUUAACCGUGGUCACGCUGAGCCAUUCCAGGAUGAGUGGCUUGAGUAUUUCCUCAGGGGAAAUACUUCCGUACCCCAUGAUUUAAGGGCAAGAAGUAGACAGUGAGGCCACUGUAGGUGUCAUUUUUUAUUUCUGGACCCCAGCCUAUACCCUAAGUGAAGUGGGAAAAGAGUAUAAGAGGAGAGGAGGAGUGGGGGGAUUUGUAAGGCUUAGAUGAGAUAGUGUGUGUUUGUUUUUUUUAAUUUUUACCUUAACAUUAAGUCCAAUGUUUGCUGUAGGCUUCCCGGAGUUUCCUCUCUUUAAAGUCAGAUUGUUGAAGGUUUCUUCUAUUCUUAGUUAAGAGUUUUCUUUUAUUCUUUAAAUCAUAAAUAUUGAAUUUUAUUAAAUAUUAACAUAAUCAUAUUAUUUUUAUUCCUUCAUUUAUAUGAUUACAAAUUAGAUGAAUUUAUGUUAAACUACCCUUGCAUUUCUGAAAUAAACCAUGCUUGCUUA
Molecule: messenger RNA, 2863 nt
Organism: Callithrix jacchus (white-tufted-ear marmoset)
Lineage: Eukaryota; Metazoa; Chordata; Mammalia; Primates; Cebidae
Gene: FPR3
Product: formyl peptide receptor 3
Biological process (GO): inflammatory response; phospholipase C-activating G protein-coupled receptor signaling pathway; complement receptor mediated signaling pathway
Cellular component (GO): plasma membrane
Molecular function (GO): complement receptor activity; N-formyl peptide receptor activity
Source: RefSeq, a predicted model, not a curated record